Messenger RNA from Patella vulgata (common limpet), 1289 nucleotides. RefSeq names its product low-density lipoprotein receptor-related protein 6. Lineage: Eukaryota; Metazoa; Mollusca; Gastropoda; Patellidae. The transcript has 7 exons. The record is from RefSeq and is a predicted model, not a curated record. The coding region runs from base 20 to 1126 and encodes 368 amino acids.
ACUGGACUUCCGAACAGACAUGUCGACUCUAUUUAUUAUUCUGUGGAUGCUUCUACCAUUCUAUACGGAAUCUAUAGUAUUUCCAGGACAAGAUGAAGGUCCCCUGAUCGCCGUAACGGAUUUUAAAGCAUCCAAAAUGGACAUCUUUGACCCGUCUGGUGGAGUCAAUGCUACUGUCAUUGAAGAGAUAAAUUUAGAGUAUGGACAAGCAGGUGCUUGUGGCAUUGAGUUUAAUUACAGAAGGAAUAUGAUUUAUUGGACUGAUGUAUACGAUAAGAAAGUCUACAGUUUAAACUCUGGUGGUGGUGAUCAAGAACAGAAUAUUAUAUUGGAAGGUGAACUGAGUUCACCGCAAGGUCUGGCGUAUGAUUGGAUACAUAAUAAUUUAUACGUCAGUGACCUUGGACUAAAUAAGAUCUUGGUAAUUAAACCAGAAACUGGAGCCCGGAAAACUUUAUUAUAUGUAUAUGCAGUGGCCGAUUUGGAAUUGGAUCCUAGAACAGGUUGGUUAUAUUGGAUAGCUGGAUGGGAAGAUACAGCUAUGUUGAUGAAGUCAACAUUGGACGGGCAGAACCAAGUUGUAAUAUCUUCUGACUUAGACAGACCAAUGAGUUUAUCUUUAGAUUAUGAUGAACAGAAAUUAUAUUGGACUGAAAUAUAUCCUGUUAACCUUAUUAAAAGCAUUCGUGUCGAUGGAGAAGGUCAAACUAUAGUUCAUCAACCAAGCUCAAGUUAUCAUUUUUCACCAAUGUAUAUAACUGUAACAAUGGACUAUAUCUACUGGACCCAAGGCUCAACACAUAGAGUUCUCGGACGUUCGAAAAACAAUGGCGGACAACCUACCAGGUACAAAAACUUAGAAUCGCGUGGUGGGAGGAACAUUCAGGAAAAGCCAUUUUCGGGUAUUCUUGCUAUAGAUCCACGAAAACAGAGAGAAAGUCCAAGCCUCUGUGGCGAUAAUAAUGGUGGAUGUUCCCAUUUCUGUCUGCCAUCAUUGAUACAAUCUGUUACGUCAUAUAAAUGCGCAUGCCCAGAUGGAAUGAAUUUAAUGGAUGAUAACUCAACAUGCUCAGCUGAAGUAACCCAAAAACCGAAGUCGAAUUGGUUCGAUACCCUAUUUUCUUAGUUACAGAGAAAUCUCGAUUUAGCUUGAUACCUUAUUUUGUUAGUUACAAUAAAGCGACUGUAGUCCCAUGACUCGAUCCACUAUUUACAUAGCUACAAGGAAGUUUCCAUUUGACUUGAUACCCCAUUUCCUUAGCUACAAUAAAGCGACCUUACCCUCGAUA